This is a messenger RNA of Ruditapes philippinarum (Manila clam), 2365 nucleotides long. RefSeq lists its product as uncharacterized. The transcript is spliced from 6 exons. Bases 145 to 1128 code for a protein of 327 amino acids. The record is from RefSeq and is a predicted model, not a curated record. Lineage: Eukaryota; Metazoa; Mollusca; Bivalvia; Venerida; Veneridae.
UGGGCAUUUUCGUAAAGCACUCCUGUAUCGUUGAGCAUAUUUUUUGUUCGAUUGGUACACAUGAAUUUUUGCGUUGAGCACAACUUCUUCAUAAAGAACACGCUAAAAAUCAAGCGUUAACCUUGUCACGUGACCAAAAGGAAUAUGGCGGGUGUUUUGCCAAAGAAACAUGGGACAGGUUACUGGCAGACUGUUACACUGCAAUAUGCAGAUGGGUUUAAGAUGAAUGUUACACUUGACAUACCAACUAUUGAAAAGCUAGAGAAUGGGGAUAAUGAACUUAUGGAAAAAAUAAGAACCAUAGCUAAGUCAGCAGGUACAGAUAUUGCAAUUCCAGGUCAUUUAAGGUUGUUAUCAACAACAAGUGUCAUGGCAGAAGAGGAAAUGGAUAAUAGCAGCCAUUCAGAGUCUGUACCAACCACAAGUGUCAUGGUUGAAGCAGAAAUCGAUAAAAGCAGUUCUUCAGAGGAGUUAAGUUACAUGCAUUGGCCAAGAGAAGCAGUUCUCUUACUCAUUUCCUUAUACAAGGAGUUUGAAGAAGUGCUAGAGGACCCAAAGCAGCGGAAAAAAGAUAUAUGGAAAAUAAUAACUGAUAAAAUGACAGAAAAUGGUUAUAAUUUCACACAAAAUAAAGUAGAAAGUAAAUGGAGAAGCUUAUUGCAGUCUCACAAAGAUAUCAGGGUAAACAAUGCAAGUAGUGGUAAGAAACGUAAAACAUUUCAAUAUUAUGAGGAAAUAGAAGAAAUUGUUGCCAAGAGGCAUGAUAUAUACCCAAUGGUGAAAGCAGGCUCAGAUAUUCCAUGUGAAAUUAGCAAGUGUUACAGCACAAAGUCAACAGAUUCUUCACCUGAAUCCCUGCACUCUGAUGCAUCAGAACUAAAAUUUCCAGAACUCACUAAGUCUGUGGAUAAUGGUCCUACUGAAACAAGCAGAAAUAAAGGCAAGGAAGCAAGAACAAGGAAUGUGAAAAAGCAACAGGAAGAAGAUACAGGUCAGCAAGUACUACAGUUUCUCAAAGAGAGUGAAAGCAGGCGAAGACAAGAGAGUGAAGCUCGAGAGAGUAAAAGGGAUGAAAGGGCAAAGGAAAGGAAUGAGAUUUUAAAACAAAUAUUAGAUGUUCUCAGAUGACAUUCAGAAAAUUAUUGAUACCAUACAGGCUUUUUGUGUCGCCUUGAAAAGGUGACAUAUAGGGGUUACUUUUGUCGUCGGCGUCGUUGUCGGCGUCCCCUAAAGCUUGUCCGGAGCAUAAUUCAGUCACUAUAAGUCUGAUUGACUUUAAACUUGGUAUGCAUGCUUCUUUCAAUAACCCGAAGUGCAGUGCUCAAAGACCGGUACUCUGCAGUUCUUAUUUUUUGAGUUAUUGCCCUUUGUUAAUUUUCAUACUUUAAUUGUGUCCGGGUCAUUUCUCUUCAACUAAAAAAGCUAUGGACUUGAAACUUUAUAGGAUGAUAUAUCUCAUUUAGUAGAAGUGCAGUGCACAAGAACCAGUACUCUGCACUUCCUAAUUCUUGAGUUAUUGACCUUUGUUAAUUUUCAUACUUUAUUUUUGUCCGGGCCAUUUCUCCUAAUGUAUAAAAGCCAUGGACUUGAAACUUCAUAGGAUGAUAGGUCUCAUUAAGAAGAAGUGCAGUGCACAAGAACUGGUACUCUGCAUUUCUUAUUUUUUGAGUUAUUGCCCAUUGUUUAUUUUCAUACUUUAAUUUUGUCCGGGCCAUUUCUCCUUAAGUAUAAAAGCUAUGGACUUGAAACUUCAUAGGAUGAUAAAUCUCAUUAUUAAGAAGUGCAGUGCACAAGAACUUGUACUCUGCACUUCAUGAUUUUUAGUUAUUGCCCUUUGUUAAUUUUCAUACUUAUAUAGGCUUGCCACUAAAGUUAAAGGUACAUGUACAUUGCAAGAGCAGUGUUUAUAAAUAACCUAUGUUUUAGAAGAAAAUGCCUAACUGACAGCUAUACUGUUGACAAGGCGACACAUCCGACUCACGGAGUUCUAGUUGAUGUUGAUUUUACUUCCAGGGUGUGAACUGCUUUAUCUGCCAAAAGAAAUCUUGUGGAAAAUCAUAUCAUAUGUCCAGGCUGUAGAUGAAAAUUGCAGGUUGUAUGCUGUAAAUAAAACUUUUAAAGAUUUUGUGUAUAUGAACAGAUUGAACUUUAGAGUGCAUGCAAACAUUUUGAGGGCUAAGCCAGACCUACCGAUAAGUAUGCCUAGGUUGAAAAAACUUACAGUGCAUGGAUGUUCAUUUGAAUGGGAUGAUGGGAUACUUGAAUGUUUGAAGAAUGCAGAUCUAAAAGAAUUAAAUCACAUCACUUUGAAAAACAGUACUUUCAAGGAUCAUUUUGUAGACCUUAUUGAUGUAUUGAGUUUCUA